GGAUCCAAGCCGACAGACACGGCGCAUCUAACCAUCGAAGCGUGGUCACAGGGGUUCUUGAUUGGAUCUCUGCUCAUCAUGGCCAGUAUUACCCUAGCAAACAUGCGGUCGGGGGUAUUACUACAUAAACUCAUUCUAGUCGAGCUUGUUCUAGCGGCACCGAAUGGCUUCUUCACCUUCUUUAACCCCCCAGUCUGGGGCUGGUAUCUCUCUUCGACUGCUGUCCUCCUGAUCGCAUCCUGGACAUUGCAUAAUGUCAUCUCCUGGAUGAAAAACAAGCCCUUCUUACAGCCAAGAGGUAGCUUGAUAUAUAUCAGCACGAUAUUUCUUGUCCAGCCGUACUGGGUGCUCGAACUAUACGCAAACUUUACGUAUUUUAACGGCAUAAACCACCGUAUUUUCGUGUCUACCAGGCCAUUGGAAGCAUUAUGCCGCGAUCCAUGGUGGGUCUUCACCACGGCGAACCUCUUCUGGAACAUCAAAUACCGCUACGAGUUCGGUCUAAUCGAAAUCAUCCGCGUCUCGCCUCGUUUUGGCAUUUUGCUCUUCAGCAUGUGCCUCAGCCUCCUCUUUAUCGCUCUAGACCUUCUUGCUGUGACACCAGUGCUGGCGCUCGGUGGCAUAAAUCCCUUCUGGAAGUUUGCGUCCGUGUUCAAGUGCUUGACGGACACAAUUAUACUCGACGACUUCAAAACGGCGCUGGAUAAGCUUAGCCGCCAUAAGAUGAAUCAGAUCUACCAACUCCCCUUUAGUAACUCUGGA
Messenger RNA from Fusarium vanettenii 77-13-4, 762 nucleotides. RefSeq lists its product as uncharacterized. Lineage: Eukaryota; Fungi; Ascomycota; Sordariomycetes; Hypocreales; Nectriaceae. The annotation marks the transcript as partial. The transcript has 3 exons. The record is from RefSeq and is a predicted model, not a curated record.